AUGGACAGACCUCCUGCUGCCCCCGAGCAGAGUCAAGGUCACUCGCGAACGCCUCGCAAUCCAAAUGACCUAAAGUAUGUCGAGUCUUCGGAUACACAGUCCGCACGCCCUCCAGUCUUUAAGGGUCAAAAGCGCAAGCGCCUUGCUUGCGACCCUUGUCAUAAAAGCAAGCGGCGCUGUGAUGGGACUGCACCUUGUAGUAACUGCUAUUAUGCAUCCAAGGACUGCACCUAUACCGACUCUACCGGGAGAGCUGUACCUGCGCCUAAUGCGUUGCGACCGGACAUCAUUCUCGGCCAGACCAGCGCAAUAGCUCACAGCCCCACGAGCAUUAAUAUAUCAGCGCUGGAAACGCCCUCGGGCUCAUACCCAAACCCCAAAUCUCUCCAUUCUCGGCCGGAGAUUCAGCAGCCCGAACCGCCACUGACAGUCGGUGUUAAUGUACAAGGACCAUCGAUUCUCACUGCAGGAGGCUCCUUCGAGAGUACAGUCCAUCAUUUGCAUGGCAGCGCUUCUCGGCCUCGAAGUGAUCUUCGCCUUGACCUGCCGCACAGUCAUCAUCUACCACGCAAGCGCCUAAAAAAUGGUGCGGAAAGCCCAGCUGGACGGGCCACAUUCAGCUCACAACUUCUGGUCCCGCCCAGAGCUACUGGUCCUGACGACCUGUGCUUGAUUAAUGCAGAGAGCUCUGUAUACAGACACGCAAACGGGACGCUUCUACAUACCAGCUUGCAUAAACAUAUCACUCAUGAGCUCGUUAGUCUCUUUUUCGCCCAUUGCCACCCACACCGCCUAAUCAUUCAUUCCACCUCCUUCCACACGGAUCUGUGUCAUGGUCGUGUCCCUCCUUAUCUACUACAUGCCAUAUGUGCAGUUGCAGCACCACUAUCCCGGAAGCCCCUCGUGCGAACGACACCUGUCCGAGAAUCUGGACAGAAGUUUGCAGACGCUGCUCUUGCAGCACUAUUUGACGCAGAGGGACAGUUAGUGGAGACAUCGUUGGAAGCUGCUCAGGCGCUUGUUUUGAUACAAACCUAUAUUUGCUACAAGGAAAAUAACUUGCAGCGUGACUUACGGCUAUAUGAAAUAGCACUUCGCGUACUCCAUUCCUUGCAUACGGUUGACACGAGUCAUCCCUCUGUCGAAUCUACGACAGUCUCUCUGAAUGAGCAGUUUGCGCGCAACGUCCAGCGAGAGUGUUCGCAACGCACAUUUUGGCUGGUACAUUUGGUUGAACUCCUGGGAGCAGUGUUUACUCGGCGCCCAACAAUGUAUAAUGAAGAUGAUCUAGCAGGAGUCCGCCUACCUUGUGAUGAAGCGAGCUUCGAGUUAGCACUCCAAGUUCCAUCUGAUCAAGCAGAAUAUCUGGACUCCCCGGCUUUGAAAACGGAGAAUACAUCAGAAUUUGGACAUAUACUCCGUAUUGCCACUAUUCUUCAUGACAUCGAACGUAAUAACACAAGAUCCCCAGACCCGCAGACAGUAUUGAGCUGCGAGCAGCGGCUUGAGCAAUGGGUUACCAGUCUUGCGGACCACCUGAAGUACAGUUCCGAUAACCUUCAAGCACAGCUUUCGCUUUGGGAAACGGGUUCCAACGCCGGCACAUGGUGCUAUUGCUUCAUGCACAUUCUGCAUGCGUGUGCCGUCUUGGCUCUCAGCAGCGUCCGAGGACGCCUUGGUCAACCCCGUUGCCGCGAUCAUGAAAGUGCAGUUGCGGCGUUUCCCACUAUAAUUGAGGCUCUGGGACCUCGGGCACGAAACAGCAUUUUGAUGGGGAGCGUGCUUUGGGUGCAAUACUGCGGCCCGCACGCAGCCACUUUCAACAACUCGGGCGCCGAUCCUAUGGAUAGCUCAGUCAAUAUAGGUCCACAGGCCCGUGAGGACCGUGCAGCUGCGGGUGCAUCUGUGUCGGACUUGCUUCCGAAGUUGGACCUGUGGGUGAAAGAGUGGGAAGAAUUCUGGGGCCCAGCGUCUAAGCACGGGAACGGUGACGCUCAUGAAGCAGGUUUCGGGGAACGACGUCCGGUAUUCCAACACAGCCAUCCUACAACCGCGUCCGACUCUGGCUCGAACAUCUCUGCUGUAGAGGCACGACCAACGUCGGGUAGUAUUUCGACGUGGAGCGUCCCAGACGUUGUCAUCGACCCGGUUCUGUGUUCGAACGAAGAGCAAAGUUCCGCUUCUGCUCCGCAAGCAUCACCAGCUCUUUCGUCCACUUCAACGUUGCGUGGACGUGAUCAUCCACCCCUUCCGUCGCUUAAGUCCAGCGGCCUUCUCGACGUGCUUCCGGACGAGCCUCUAGGGAGUCGUUCAUCGGGGUCGUCUACUCCUGUUAAACCGCCAACACAUUGGCCGCUAAGCGCCUCCGGCUCUCCUCGUCCACCACUGUUGUCACCUGGCCUACAUCCUUCCGGCGGGUCAGGUACAUCUGGGAGUACCCCGGUAUCUCCUCAGCUCCAUUCACCGAGCUUCCAAGUCUCGCACACCCAUCAAGGUCGAUUACAAGGUCCGGGGUUCUAUCAAUCUAGUAGUCCACAGCCAAGUCUAGAGAUCGUCGCACCUUUUUCACCAUACCAAGAAACGGAAACUGCGUCCUCACGGUCAAUCCCAGGUCUCCACGAAGCCUCAUAAUAAGAUUCAUAUAUCGACCAUGUUUCACUAAAAAGUUCUAUCAUCUUCGCCAGUCGGUUGUAUGUUCGCUUUGAAUGGCAAUGACGAACCGGCGGAGAGCUAUUGACAGAUUUCCAUAGCGUAAUGUUCCGAGUUCUCCUGAGUGCUUUGCUAAUUUUAUGGUAAAAUCAUCUCCGUUUAACGCAUUGUUUUCCCGUGCACCUAUUUUC
This is a messenger RNA of Fomitiporia mediterranea MF3/22, 2840 nucleotides long. RefSeq lists its product as uncharacterized. Lineage: Eukaryota; Fungi; Basidiomycota; Agaricomycetes; Hymenochaetales; Hymenochaetaceae. Gene Ontology annotation, cellular component: nucleus. Gene Ontology annotation, molecular function: DNA-binding transcription factor activity, RNA polymerase II-specific; DNA binding; zinc ion binding. Gene Ontology annotation, biological process: regulation of DNA-templated transcription; DNA-templated transcription. Bases 1 to 2631 code for a protein of 876 amino acids. The record is from RefSeq and is a predicted model, not a curated record. The transcript is spliced from 11 exons.